Messenger RNA from Perca flavescens (yellow perch), 2767 nucleotides. RefSeq names its product junctophilin 1a (gene jph1a). The record is from RefSeq and is a predicted model, not a curated record. Gene Ontology annotation, cellular component: endoplasmic reticulum membrane; junctional membrane complex; plasma membrane. The transcript is spliced from 7 exons. Bases 207 to 2285 code for a protein of 692 amino acids. NCBI's taxonomy places the organism in Eukaryota, Metazoa, Chordata, Actinopteri, Perciformes, Percidae.
GACGCCUCUCUCUCUCCCUCUGUGAUCAGUGGGUGAGAGGGGGGAGACGAGGAACACACAACGGAGAACCCGGCGAGCGCCUCCGUCAUCAUCUUGUUAGCUCAUCCUUUCAUUACACCACCGGUCCUGGAUCCCCCAACCACGGUCCUGGAGACGCUUGAGUCUGCAGCAGCGCACGAUCUGCUUUAUUUCCAGCCUAUAUCUGAAUGACGGGCGGAAGGUUUGACUUCGACGACGGUGGCACUUACUGCGGGGGGUGGGAGGAUGGCAAAGCCCACGGACACGGCAUCUGCACCGGACCCAAGGGCCAGGGCGAGUACGCCGGGUCCUGGUCGCACGGCUUUGAGAUUGUAGGAGUGUACACCUGGCCCAGCGGGAAUACCUACAGGGGCUACUGGUCCCAGGGGAAGCGGCAUGGGCUCGGUGUGGAGAAUAAAGGGAAGUGGAUGUACCGCGGAGAGUGGAGUCAUGGUUUUAAGGGUCGCUACGGUAUCCGGCAAAGCCACAACACACCUGCUAGAUACGACGGUACCUGGAGCAACGGGCUGCAGGAUGGAUAUGGGAUCGAAACCUAUGGCGAUGGCGGUACCUAUCAGGGCCAGUGGAUGGGUGGGAUGCGACAUGGCUACGGCGUGCGUCAGAGUGUUCCCUAUGGCAUGGCCACCGUUAUCCGCUCUCCUCUCCGCACAUCUCUGGCCUCACUGCGCUCUGAGCAGAGCAACGGCACAGUGCUCCAGGACCUCUCCUCCCCUGCAGACACUCCGACAGGCAGUCGUGGUGGCUUCGUCCUUAACUUCCACUCAGACAGCGAGGUUGUCACUGGCAAGAAGAAGGGCCUGUUCCGCCGGGGCUCACUCUUUGGCAGCCUCCGGCAGUUGCGCAAGUCUGACUCUCGGACCUCAAUCUCCAGCAAGCGCAGCUCUGCACGCAGUGAUGCUGCCAUGAGCCGCAUCAGCUCCAGCGAUGCCAACUCUACUAUAUCCAUCGGUGAUGGCGAGCUGCCAGAUGAGGACCUACCUCUAGAGGACCAUGUGGAUGCCACCACGACCGAGACCUACAUGGGCGAGUGGAAAAACGACAAGCGCAAUGGAUUUGGUGUUUCAGAGAGAUCCAACGGGAUGAAGUACGAGGGAGAAUGGCUUAACAACAAGCGCCAUGGUUACGGGUGCACAGUUUUCCCAGAUGGCACCAAAGAAGAAGGGAAGUACAAAAAUAACGUGCUGGUGCGUGGAAUAAGGAAGCAGUUGAUUCCUCUUAAGAACCCCAAAACCAAAGAGAAGGUGGAUCGGGCUGUGGAGGCAGCACAGAGGGCUGCAGCCAUCACCAGGAGUAAAGUGGAAAUAGCAGCUUCCAGAACGGCCCAUGCCAGGACAAAAAGCGAGGCUGCAGACCAGGCCGCCAUCUCUGCUGUGCAUGACUCAGAAAUUGCCAGGGCGGUUGCUAGGGAGCUCUCCCCCAACUUUUACCAACCAGGUCCUGACUACUUAAAACAACCGCUAAAGGAGCCUGUGGAGAUUAAAAAGGUCCCUGUUGAAAAGAAGGACAACUCCCUAAGUGACUCUCCCCACUUCUUCCCCAAGGGUACCACUCCUACAUGCACCCCUGCGACCAGCCCUGUAGCCACACCUCCCCCUUCGCCUCACUCCAGCAAGAAGAAAGGUCAGCUCGCCAACAGCACCAGUCGCAAAAUCAGCAAAGAGGAAAAACCUUCCCGCAAAACAAGCAAAGAGGAGAAGGCAAGUCAUAAGACCAGCAAGGAUGAGCGGUCUAGUAGAAAGCUGAGUAAAGAGGAGAAGCCGCCUGUCACUGAUGGCCCCAAAGCUUCUCAUGUGCACGAGGCUCCACCUAAACCUGCUAAAAUUCAGCAGCCUCCCGCAGCAUCUUCUCCUCCUCAACAGCCUCCUGCAAUUCCAGUCAAUGGCGAGGUCCACAGCGAGUACCACAGUUACUACGUCAAGGCCCCUGCAAGGGCCCGUCCACCGCCGGACCGUGAGGAGGAUAUAGAAGAAGAGCCUAGUAUCCUGGACCUGGCACGUAUGCCUCCACAACCCCCUAAAUCCUAUAGUAUCCCCCCUCCUAAGCCAGCCUCCUUACGGGAAAGCAAGAGCGACCCCAAACUCAGGAAGCAGGAUUCCCUAAAGCCAAAGAGCCUCGCAGACACAAAGAAAGCCAGUAUGGAGAUUGCAGAAAACAUGGAAGAAACAGGUCCUAACUCGGUCCUUGUUGCUAUGGUAAUGCUGCUGAAUAUUGGCCUUGCAAUUAUAUUUGUCCAUUUUCUGACAUGAUGAAGCUGUUUCUCAGUGAAACCAUGGCAACCGGUACAGUUGCAUCACCGGCCUUGACAAAUGAAUAUGGCGCCAGUGAGACACGGGAGCGGCCGUAGGUGUUUAGGAAUCAGCGUGACACCGAAGAAAAUCAGGAGGAAGGCUUCACUACCACCAACCUGUCAUGGGCCUCCUUUAGGGCCAGCCCUGUGAAUUAGCACUGAUUUGGCUUCUCUGAAAGCUGAGGUGAAAUAUCAUGUCUAGUGAGAUAUAUAUAUAAAAAAAAAAGUUUAAAAAUGCAACCAAACAUACAAGAAGUAAUUGAAACCCACACGUGUGCUGAUCCAAGCACUGGUCUCUGUAGCCCACUGCCUUGGCAGAGAUAGCGGUGGGCUGACGGACUUUGCUGGAAGAGUGUGGAGAUGCACUUUUAGAUGACGGGAGCAAACAGCUGCCUUUCUAUUUUGCCAUCUGACGUUUUGAUGGGGAGAUGUGAGCCCGGC